AUGCCCGCGAUCUAUCUCUCUCAAACGGCGAUGGAUCAACUUGACGAAUCUCGCAAGCGCACUGCACGCGCUUGCGAUUCUUGUUACAAACGCAAGAUAAAAUGUGACGCAGCGUCACCAAAAUGUAACUGGUGUAGCCACCAUAAUCUCCCCUGCACAUUCGACCGAGUGGUGCAACGCAAACGAAAACAAAAAGAUGACGAUGAAGACAACGAGCGUAGCAAAAAUUCCAGACUGUCAGAGCGGAUUAGUCGCAUUGAACAGCUUCUGGAGGAGCAAAUUCUGCGUGGGGCUAGCGCCGAGCCGAUGAAUUACUCGGAUGCUCUUGGAACUAACACGGAGAAUACGACUGCGGCUAAUUCUCCGGCCACCAGUGUUAGCACCACUACCAGCACCAGUGGCAACAACCAAGAUCUUCUCUCAGCCUCAGCCGGGGUGCACUUUGCUGGUCGAGAGUUAGGUGUCAUCAGCUUACUCACUGGUAUCCCAUUUCUUUUACCAGAAGGCCAGGACUGGAUCCAGGCUCGCACUGGACAGGCUGUUUCAAGCGAGAAGUUCAGUCCUGCUCGGCCACCAUGGGAAAAAGAAAGAGGCCAUAGCUACAAUGACAUUUUGAUGAAUCUACGAAAUGAAGAUCUGUUCGAGUUACCUGACAGGCAAAUCGUGGAUAUGUACUUUGACGCUUUCAAACGCUCCGUGGUGAUGCCGCUUGUUUUCCCUGUUGUGGAUGAGGUAUUAUUCGCGGAAACCAUCGAUGAAGCUUAUAAGCAGCAUCAUUCAAGCUUCGCAUUUGGUCAAGCGAGCACCAGAGCUUGCAUUAUUGCUUUCGUCGCUUUUAUUUCCCGUCUUCCGCCCGUUAAGGAAAUUGUCGCGAGUACCUCACACGAUAUCCUCCAUCCGGACCAUGAGGUUCUGAUUUCUAAGGCUCAGUUCCUACUGUCACAGGUUAUACAAGAGCCCGCAAGCUUAGAAGGCGUACAGGCAGUCAUCAUGAUGACACUGUAUGAAGUGUCAUCAGGGAAUAUGCGAGCCACAAACUACUAUGGUGCUAUAGCAGCACGUCUCAUAUUCAUGCUUGGCGGAAACAUCCUACAUACCAGAUACUAUUCCCAUGGCGAGCGGGCCCAAAGAAGGCAGAAGCAGCUACGUAAUCUGUUCUGGGUCUGCUAUACAAUGGACAAAGAUAUUGCUCUUCGCACAGGCCAGCCACCUGCCAUUGCUGAUGAGAACUGCGAUCUUACUCUACCACCGGACUAUGCUGAGAAUGCAUUUUUAGACCCUGAAGAUCCAACAGUAAAUCUCACACAACCAAGUUUCCCUUUCGACCUACGUUUGAGCAUCAUCAAGUCCCGCACUCACAGUGCACUUUACUCCGUGAGCGGAGUUCAAAAGACAGAUGCUGAGCUCUUGAAGUCAAUCCGGGAACUUGACGAUGAAUUGGAGGGAUGGCGACUGUCCAUCCCGCCACGCUGGCGUCCAACCAUGUCCUUCUCCGCCGCAUCGGACCCUAACGCCAGUAUGCACACCGUCUUGUUACGUUUGAACUACUACCUAUGCGUAUCUAUCAUUCACUCAGCAAGCAGUCGAUGCAAAUCAUGGCGAGAAGGAACUGGAAUGCUAGACGGAAUUAAUACAAGUCUCGCACUAUCAGUCGAGGCAAGCCGCUCAACCCUCUAUUAUCUCGGCGCGGCUGAACAUGUCCUCGUCGAUGGUAUUUUCUGGACCCUUCUCUUCUAUCCCAUGUCAGCACUCCUCAGUAUUUUCUGCAGUAUCCUUUCGAACCCUUUGGAUCCUCGCUCCCAUGAAGAUCUAGGCCGUCUUAAGAUGGCGACGGUGAUAAUGGAGCGCAUGUUUUUCCCAAAUCUCCCUAACAAAGAAAUUAUUCACUUCAAACUGGUGGCUGACUUCGUGUCGGAAUUGAAACGUCUAGCUGAAUGUGCCAUUGACAAGGCGUGGCGUGAACAAAGCAGCGCCGCCCUUUCAGCACGCUGA
Molecule: messenger RNA, 1992 nt
Organism: Penicillium angulare
Lineage: Eukaryota; Fungi; Ascomycota; Eurotiomycetes; Eurotiales; Aspergillaceae
Product: putative C6 transcription factor
Exons: 6
Coding region: 1-1992 (663 amino acids)
Biological process (GO): regulation of DNA-templated transcription; DNA-templated transcription
Molecular function (GO): DNA-binding transcription factor activity, RNA polymerase II-specific; DNA binding; zinc ion binding
Source: RefSeq, a predicted model, not a curated record